AUGACCAAGGCUGUGGAAGGUUGUCGGAAAGAAAAUGAAGGAUUCGCUGAAUCUAGUGCCGAAAAAGAAGAAUGCAAAUUCUCUAUUCGCCUUACCAACUUUGUAGGGCCAAAUACGCACUCGUUUUCGUUCGAUCCACUAGUUCGGUAUUGGGAUAAAAAAAGCGACUGUCUACCUAUCUAUAUUGGAAGAUACACCGAGAGAUUUAACGGAGGUGAUGUGUCUGCCAUAGUUUUUCGCUCUAAGGUCGUGAGCCGUAAGCAUGCUCAAAUUUAUCACGAGAAUAAUGCUUGGUAUAUCCAAGAUAUGGGUUCAAGUUCCGGAACAUUUCUUAAUCACGUUCGUUUGUCACCGCCCUCUAAGACUAGCAAGCCUUAUCCCAUUUCUAAUAAUGAUAUUCUCCAGCUCGGUGCCGACUAUCGUGGCGGUUAUGAAAUGCAUUAUCGGUGUGUCCGUGCGCGAGUCGAACUCAAUAAUUCUUGGAAAAUUAGAAUUAAUCCUUACAAUUUAAAUGAAUUCCGCCGCGUUCAAGAACUAGCUGUAUCUGGUUCAACGGAUAAUGGUCCUCCCGAGUGUUGCAUAUGUUUAAUGCCUGUUUUACCUUGCCAAGCACUCUUCUUUGCUCCUUGUUCCCACACUUAUCAUUAUAAAUGCAUACGUCCAACUCUGGCAGAAAGCCAUCCAUACUUUAGUUGUUUUAUAUGUCGGAAAUACCACGAUUUGGAAGCACCAGUCGAAGAGGCUGACGAAUGUUUGAAUGACCUCCUGUUACAUACCACCGUUAAAGAGUAA
Messenger RNA from Schizosaccharomyces osmophilus, 792 nucleotides. It is a transcript of the gene dma1, whose product is annotated as mitotic spindle checkpoint ubiquitin ligase Dma1. The record is from RefSeq and is a predicted model, not a curated record. Gene Ontology annotation, cellular component: cell division site; cytosol; ubiquitin ligase complex. Lineage: Eukaryota; Fungi; Ascomycota; Schizosaccharomycetes; Schizosaccharomycetales; Schizosaccharomycetaceae. Gene Ontology annotation, biological process: mitotic spindle assembly checkpoint signaling; protein ubiquitination; negative regulation of septation initiation signaling. Bases 1 to 792 code for a protein of 263 amino acids. The transcript has a single exon. Gene Ontology annotation, molecular function: ubiquitin protein ligase activity; protein binding.